Messenger RNA from Dendronephthya gigantea, 652 nucleotides. RefSeq names its product multiple coagulation factor deficiency protein 2 homolog. Gene Ontology annotation, molecular function: calcium ion binding. Lineage: Eukaryota; Metazoa; Cnidaria; Anthozoa; Malacalcyonacea; Nephtheidae. Bases 153 to 629 code for a protein of 158 amino acids. The record is from RefSeq and is a predicted model, not a curated record. The transcript has 2 exons.
CCCUAGUAAGGCUUGGUUACUAAGUCGUUUUUAUAGAACUUUUUGUUCAACCAGAAAAGAACACGUUGAUUUGUUAUUAUUUAUGUCACAAAUUAUCUCGUAAAGAGCGAACCUCGCAAAGUUGUUUCUUUUACCUCAAAUUAAGAAUAGGAAUGGUUACUUGUCGCUGUAUCGUGGUAUUUAUCCUGGUUGUAGCCAGAACUUUGGCUGACGAGGGCCAUGGUCAACCAGGUCAGGCAGAUCAACACACUGAACACAGUAGGUUGCGGGACUCAAAACAUGUGCACGACAAAGACCAUAUCAAGGAACAUUUAAAAGAAGUUACUGAUGUGAAAGAAGAUGCACCAAUGAGCAAUGAAGACCUUCAAUUUCACUAUUUCAAAUUACAUGAUUACGAUAACAACAAUAAAUUGGAUGGCAUUGAAUUAGGAAAUGCCAUGACACAUUUCCACGACGAAGAUGGACAGCAAGAUUCAACAGCAUCAUACACAGAUGACCAACUUUCGAGCAUGGUUGAUCAAAUCUUGGAAGAGGACGACAUAAACAAGGAUGGAUAUAUAGAUUACACAGAAUUUGUUGGUGCACAGAACAGGGUGGAUGAAAGUUCAGAGAAGGGAGCAGAAAAAUAGAAUUUAAAUUUCAUCAAUGAGAU